This is a messenger RNA of Planococcus citri (citrus mealybug), 2110 nucleotides long. RefSeq names its product U3 small nucleolar RNA-associated protein 15 homolog. Gene Ontology annotation, molecular function: protein binding. The transcript has 9 exons. NCBI's taxonomy places the organism in Eukaryota, Metazoa, Arthropoda, Insecta, Hemiptera, Pseudococcidae. Gene Ontology annotation, cellular component: nucleolus. Bases 197 to 1732 code for a protein of 511 amino acids. The record is from RefSeq and is a predicted model, not a curated record. Gene Ontology annotation, biological process: positive regulation of transcription by RNA polymerase I; rRNA processing.
AAACAUGUGCUACGACAACAACAUGAAUUUUUUGAAAAGUUUUUAUCAUUUCUCGCAAUUUUUAUUGUGGAAUUUCGCUAAACUUUUGAGAAAAUUAUAAUCGAUUUACUCCAUAAUUCGAAUCGGCGUUGUCGUGAUAUGUGAUAAAUCCUGAUUAAAAUUUUCAUCUCUGCGGUGGAAGGAAAAUUCUUAAAGGAUGACUACGUUCAAGAAGACUGAUACCAAAGUUUUUGAUCGAGUUAAACAAGUAUCGCAAGAAAGCUUGUACUGGAAAAAACUUGGAGAACCAAUUCUUUUAAAAGAAUUCGGACCUAUCGAUUACCUGAAUUUUUCACCGGUUGAGCCUUAUAAUUUUGCUGUAACUUCGUCCGCCAGAGUUCAAAUUUAUAAUCCAGUUACGAAACAACCGUAUAAAAAUCUAAAUAAAUUCAAAGCAACUGCCUUCGGUGGAACUUUUAGGCAAGAUGGCAAAUUAUUAUGCGCUGGAAGCGAAGACUCUAUGGUUAGAUUGUUUGAUGUAUCUACCCGAAGCUUACUCAGAAGACUUAAAGGCCAUACAUUGCCAGUUCAUCGAACGUAUUUUACGUGUGAUAAUAAUCACAUAGCCAGUUUCUCAGACGAUAAAUCGUGUAUUCUGUGGGAUAUAGUCACAGAACAACAUGUCGUCAAGUAUAAAGAGCAUAAUGAUUACAUCAGAGCAGGUUGUGUUUCUCCUGUCAAUCCCAGCGUAGUCGUAUCAGGUGGAUACGACGGUGCUAUUAAAAUGUACGACAUUCGAGAUAAAUCUGUAGCAUGUACUUUAGAUCAUGGUGCUCCGGUAGAAAGUGCUCUGUUCCUUCCUACUGGAAGUAUUUUAGUGACAGCAGGUGGUAAAGAAGUUCGAGUAUGGGAUGCAUUUAACAGAACAUUGUUGGCCACUUGUUCCCAAUACCAUAAAACAGUAACGUGUAUGUGUUUGGCAACGAAGGGAAAACGACUCUUGACUGGUUCAUUAGAUCAUCGAGUAAAAGUUAUAGACAUGGUGACUUAUAGAGUUAUCCAUACCAUGGGUUAUACCAGUCCUAUUCUUAGUAUUGCCAAUAGCUUCGAUGAUAAAACUAUGAUCACCGGAACUGUAAGCGGUCUUAUAACUAUACAAAAACGAGGUGAACAAGCCAUCGUACCUCAAAAGAAACCUGUAUCGUAUCGCUACAUUGGUGACACGUCUACUAAGGAUAGUAAUUUAAUCGAUACCGUUGUUACUAUGAAGGGUAAAGAUAAGCUACCCAAAUAUGAAAGCAGUUUGAGAAAAUUCGAGUAUAAGAGAGCUUUAGAUCAUGUUAUGGUCUCUUCAGUCGCUUACAAAACUCCUGCCACUGUUAUAGCUUUAUUCGAUGAAUUAAUCAGGCGGAAGGGCUUAAAGCAAGCUAUAUCUAAUCGAGAUUCUAAACAAUUAGCUCAAAUCUUAAGAUUUAUUAUUCGAUACAUCAGCGUUGAAAGAUUUAUGAAAAUUUUAAUCGAAGUCUCCGAUCUCAUCAUAGACGCAUAUUGGGAUAUUAUCGAUUUAUAUUCUUCCGAAGUGAAAAAAUUAUUCAAUACGUUACAAGAUACUGUACGAAAAGAAACUCAAGCAACUGAAGACUUUUUGAAGAUACAAGGAGCAUUGGAGAUGAUUUUAGCCGCAUCGAAUAUCUCAUUGCCACCUAUUGAAGAUCUAGCUAUCAAAGUUGAAGCAAAAACUGAAAACGAAUGAAAUUAUCUUACUUGAAUACAUUUCAACUGCGUUAUUUAUUCGUGUAAAUAUUCUCUUCGGAAGUUGUUACCGUAUUUUUAAGAAUAUUUUGUCAUCGUGUCUGAAUUUCAUUCUUAAGACUGUGAUUUUUCUUUAUAAGGAAUUUUUAAAUCAAUUUUUAUAGCUUUGUCGCUUUCAAAUGCGGCGUAAUUCACGAAUAUUGAAUUUGAUUUUUCUAAAGAAAAGAUAAUACAUUCGAUUAAUGUUUUGAUAUGACUAGUUUAUUUAUUUUCUCAAAUGUAAGAAUCAGAUUUAUCUGAGUUCGCGUUUUUUUUUAUUGUUUUCUGUGAAACAAAUCAAGUAUAAACAGUUACAAAAUAAAGAUGAUUAUGAUCUUUG